CACUACUAGAGAGAGUCCUGUCUAGUGUCUACUAUUUACGUAUUCAUAUACUACCAGAUCUGCUGGUAUCUAUCUAUUAGUCAGUGAAAUGACUACAGUAGCCUAGCUCGAGUAGCCCGAAUAUGGCCCACCUCAUUCUGCUGAAUGCCAGCAGACAAUCUGUACGGGAUGGGUCAACGUCGCCUCACGACUCCUCCCCGUCUGUGUCCAGUCAGCGUAGGGGUACUGUAAACGUAGAUACUCCGAGUUCAAGUGCCGGCUGUAGAAUGACUCAGAGUUUGAACAGAUAUAUGGAACAGAAUCCCAGUGAUGCGUUGCGACGAUUAGCCGUGGAAAGAAGUAACUUCACAUUCGAUACAGAAUCUUUAGCGGGGUCUAUCGUCGAUGGCGAAAAUUCUACCCCUCAUAGUGACGGCGAUGCCGACUGUCGAAAACCUGGUCACGUUGAAGUUUGUGCAGAGUGA
Sphaeroforma arctica JP610 is the source of this 464-nucleotide messenger RNA. RefSeq lists its product as hypothetical. The record is from RefSeq and is a predicted model, not a curated record. NCBI's taxonomy places the organism in Eukaryota, Ichthyosporea, Ichthyophonida. The transcript is spliced from 2 exons. Bases 123 to 464 code for a protein of 113 amino acids.